AUGGCAGACACCUUUCAGAUAUCGCCGCCCUUGAGCCAAGGAGUCGGCUAUGGCAUCAUCGUCGGCGUGGGAGCUGCCUUUGCUCUGGGCAUGUCCUACGUCUCGUGGUAUCUGGCAAAAUAUAUGAAUGAGAAGCAGGACACGGAGAUGUUCAUGACGGCGAAGCACUCGGUCAAGUUUGGAUUGACGGCUUCUGCUGUGGUUUCGUCUUGGACGAUCGUGGCGACUCUGUUAACUUCGACAAGCUAUGGAUAUAGUUAUGGUGUUUCUGGACCAUUCUGGUACGCAGCUGGUGCAUCGGUACAGAUUCUGCUCUUCUCGGUGGCAGCCAUCGAACUCAAGCGCAAGGCACCAUAUGCUCAGACCUAUCUCCAAGUGGUGAAAGUCCGCUAUGGCGCAACCGCUCAUAUCAUCUUCUCGAUGUACUCGCUCGUGUACCAAAUCAUCACUACCGUCAAUCUUCUGGUCGGAGGGUCGGCAUUGUUCUCGAGCAUGACUGGCAUCAACAGAGACGGCUCUUGUUUCUUGCUGCCGAUUGGUGUGGUCAUAUAUACUCUGGCGGGUGGCAUCAAGGCUACUUUCAUUACCGAUUGGGUGCACACGGUAAUUAUCUACAUCAUCAUGCUCAUGUCGAUAUUCGUGGUCUACACAACCUCAAGUGUGAUCGGCUCUCCAGACCGCAUGUGGUCACUAUUAAGAGAAGCUUCCAUUCUACACCCAGUCGCCGGCAACGCCCAAGGCUCAUACUUGACCAUGAACAGUGUCGAGGGCGGCUACGUCGGCCUGGUUUUCGUCGGCGCUGGCUUCGCUGCUGCCGUGGAUUCCCAACUCUUCCAGAAAGCCAUCGCUGCCGAUCCUCGCAGCACAGCGAAGGGCUACCUGCUUGGUGGCCUUGCCUGGUUUACGAUUCCAUUCGUACUUGCGAGUACGUAUGGCUUGGCGGCAGCAGCCACUGAGCAUCUGCCUGUCUUUCCAACUUAUCCGAAUCGAAUGACUGCGUACGAAGUAUCGUCUGGCAUGGCGAUGCCCUAUGCGGCUUUAGCUAUCAUGGGUAAUGGGGGUGCGAUCGCUGUGCUGCUCAUGGUGUUCAUGGCCAUUACAUCCGCAAUGUCAUCAGAGACAGUGGCCACAACAGCUCUCCUCGGAUACAACGUCUACCGAUCGUACAUCAACCCAGCAGCAACGCCGAAGCAACUCAAGCGCUUCUCCGAGUACUCUGCUGUCGGUUUCGCCGUCGUUGCAGCAUCUAUCGCAUGCGGUUUCAACCAUGCCGGCUUCUCCGUUGGCUUCCUCAUUACCGCCAUUGGCAUCUUCGUCGACUCUGCGAUCGUUCCCUCGGCCUGCACUAUCAUGUGGAAGAAGCAGUCAAAAGCCGCCGUGAUCAUCUCCCCGGUCCUGAGCUCCUGCGCCGCAAUGAUCGCCUGGUUCCUCAAAGCCCACCAGGAAUACGGCGAGAUCACAGUCGCUUCACUAUCUGGAAAUCUCCCACUUGUGGCCGGCAACAUGAUGUCCCUGUGCGGUCCUCUGCUAUUGACACCUCUGAUCACAUUCAUCAAGCCCGACAACUACGACUGGAACCUACUCCACGAUGCCAUUCGACCAGAUGACGAAUCAGAACCAAACGUACAUCAAUCUGAAAGCGAUACUUCUCCUGCGCCCAAGAACGAGACUCCAGCAGUCGUAUCGACAAUCGAACCGCCCGCGCAAGACCCCCAUGAGUCCCUGCUCCUCCGCUCCCGAAACCGAGCCAUCAUCGCAAGCGUUACACUCACGCUCUGCUUCCUAAUUCUCUGGCCGAUACCAAUGUACGCAACCCACUAUGUCUUCUCGAAGGGAUUCUUCGUUGGAUGGAUUGUGGUGGUCUUCCUGUGGGCAUUCUUUGCUUCCUCGACGAUCACCUUGAUUCCGAUUUGGGAGGGGAGGGAGUCUAUUGUGGGUGUGACGCCGGCGGGGAGUGAGAAGGAGAGGGAAGCUGUUCAGGGUAAGAUGUGA
Molecule: messenger RNA, 1992 nt
Organism: Zasmidium cellare ATCC 36951
Lineage: Eukaryota; Fungi; Ascomycota; Dothideomycetes; Mycosphaerellales; Mycosphaerellaceae
Exons: 7
Coding region: 1-1992 (663 amino acids)
Biological process (GO): putrescine transport; urea transmembrane transport; spermidine transport
Cellular component (GO): plasma membrane
Molecular function (GO): spermidine transmembrane transporter activity; urea transmembrane transporter activity; putrescine transmembrane transporter activity
Source: RefSeq, a predicted model, not a curated record